Enhydra lutris kenyoni (northern sea otter) is the source of this 5287-nucleotide messenger RNA. RefSeq names its product sushi domain containing 6. The record is from RefSeq and is a predicted model, not a curated record. Lineage: Eukaryota; Metazoa; Chordata; Mammalia; Carnivora; Mustelidae. The transcript has 6 exons. The coding region runs from base 340 to 1251 and encodes 303 amino acids.
AGCCGCUGCUGCUGCCGCCACCGCCGCUGCCGCCGCCGCCGCCGCGUUCCAUUCUGUAAGCCGGCGACAGCCUCGUCCCCCGCCUCCCGCCGCCUUCUCCCGUAGCACUGGCCAGCGCCAGCCAGACAAGGGCACUCAGGGCCUCGCCUAGACCCGAGAGGGUUGCGGGCGCGCGCAGGCGGCAGAGCGGAUCCCAGCGCCGCGGAAGCUUCGAGCGCCCCCCCUCGCGGAGGUCGCCGCGCGGUUCCCCGGGUAAAUCUACCCGUGGCUGACUUUAGAAUUCUUACUUCUGGCUUUUAAAUUUUUUUUUUUUUUUUAAAUAACUUGGACGGAUAAAAGAUGUGCCAUGGCAGGAUAGCACCAAAGAGCACCGCAGCGUUGGCCGUGGCCUCCGUGGGACAUGGAGUGUUCCUUCCGCUGGUGAUCCUUAGUACCCUCCUUGGAGACGGCCUUGCCUCAGUGUGUUCGCUGCCCCCAGAGCCAGAGAAUGGUGGCUACAUCUGCCACCCCCGGCCUUGCAGAGACCCCCUGAACGCGGGUAGCGUCAUUGAGUACCUGUGUGCUGAAGGCUACAUGUUGAAAGGCGACUACAAGUACCUGACCUGUAAGAAUGGAGAGUGGAAGCCAGCCAUGGAGAUCAGCUGCCGUCUCAACGAGGACAAAGAUGCCCACACGUCCCUGGGGGUCCCCACACUGUCCAUAGUGGCUUCCACUGCCAGCUCCGUGGCGCUCAUUCUCCUCCUCGUGGUGCUGUUCGUGCUGCUGCAGCCGAAGCUGAAGUCGUUCCAUCACAGCAGGCGCGACCAGGGAGUUUCUGGCGACCAGGUGUCCAUCAUGGUGGAUGGAGUCCAGGUUGCGCUCCCAUCCUAUGAGGAAGCUGUGUACGGCAGUUCUGGUCACUGCGUCCCACCUGCUGACCCCAGGGUGCAGAUCGUGCUGUCAGAAGGGUCUGGGCCCAGUGGGAGGAAUGGGCCAAGGGAGCCGCAGUUGCAGGACCAGGGGGCCUGUUCCUCUGCCGGCGGAGAGGAGGAGGCCCCGGGCCAGUCUGGACUGUGUGAAGCCUGGGGUUCUCAAGGCUCUGAGACUGUGAUGGUGCAUCAGGCGACCACCUCUUCCUGGGUGGCUGGCUCAGGGAACAGCCGAGUGGCAUACAAAGAAGGCCCAGAUUCAGAGAACAGUGACAUACAAAGCCUUUUAUCCCUCACGUCGGAGGACUACACAGAUGAUAUCCCACUGUUGAAAGAAGCAUGAGCGCUGCCAUGGGCCUCUCCUCUCUGCGACGGUCCUCUCUGCCCUUCAUCCCUCUCCCUGUGGGUUUGAGCACCCUGUACUCCAGCCACCCUACCCGGAUACCUGAGCCGCCACCUGUGUAUCUGUGUAUCUCUGAGGGCCUCCACGCCCACCUUGCUGGAAACUCAAGGAAGAUUCUCGCCAUCUGCCUGCUGGACAGCUGGAGGAGCUGGCACUUUGCCUAGCCCGGCCUUCCCAUCUGUGUCGGGGACAUAUUUGAAUGUGCUGGACAGAACUCUUCCUCUCCCUGAGCCCUCCGGAUCCCCCGCAGCCAGCUCUUUGGCGGCAGACCCCACCAGCCCGCACGGGCCUGAGAGCCGCUGUGUUUACUUGUGCCUUCCCCCACCCCCGACCCCUCCAGUCCCCCUGUCAGGCAGGCUGGUUGCCUUCCUACAAGCCUCAGUGGCUGCACUGCUGCCCUCUGCCGCACAGGGUGCCAGGCCUGGGGCUGGAGCUGGCCUGGCGCCGCUGCCCUUAGCAGGAGCAGAUCCAAACGUGGCUGUGAUUAGGGCGAGAAUGCGGGUCCCUGGCCUGCCUUUGGUUGAUAACUGGUGGCACAUUUCUUUGGCUGAGGAUGGAGGAUGUGGAAAAUCAUGCCAAAGCUCUCCCAGCGCCCAGCCGUCCAGCUCGGAGGUGCUGGAUCCUGGCCGUGCUGAGUUUCCAAGAAGCAUGGAGAAGAUGCCGAGGGAGGGAAGGAAGGUGGCUGAGAAUGAGUAUCUUCCUAAUAUGCAAGUCCUCACUUCCUACUUCCAGCAUCGGCCUUCCUGGCCUUGAUUUUCUCUGUUUCACUGGAGUGUAAGGGGAAGUGGCCUGCUGCCUCCUGGGUUGGCUCCUUGGCAACCUCCGCCUCCUCGCUGCCCACAGGGGCCUGCGUGAAUCAUCGCUGGGACGGGAGAGUUGCUGAGCCUCUGCAGAAUGCCCGCAUGGCCACUGGCAUUGGGGGCAGUUGCCCCGUUCUGGGUUCGUGGUGACGAAAGAAGCCUGAGAGGCACAGACCGAGUCUCCAGGCAGCUGCAGGCAGCUCCGCCCCAGUCCUGAGGGUCCUCGUCACCACAGUCACGUGCCUUAGUAGCUGUGCCCAGGAAGCGUGCUGCUGCUUGCUGUGCCGCUGCUUUUCCUAGUCGUGUUUCCCUCCCACCCUUCCACGGGUCACCGCUGAUGGACGACUCCCCGCUCUCCCCGCGCACCUGGAGAGGGGCUGACUGUUCUAGACACCCCGCCUUGCUGCUCUGCUGUGGGUGAAAGCUUGCCAGGCAGCCUGGCCCCAGGGCUCUGCUGUCGAAGGGGGUGGGCUCCGUGCUCCCCGAUGCUUCUGCCGGGGGUGCUCGCGCUCGGCCGCCUGUGGAUGCUGACCAAGGCCGGGGUGGCAGAGCUCAGCCAGCUGCUGCCGUCUGCAGAAGAUGUGGCGCGGAGGAGGGCUUGCUUCUGUUCUGUGUUUGAAGCGCGGGGGCUGAGACGCUUGUCGCUGACCCCGCCUGCACCUCCGCUCGUCCCCGAGCCGCUCUGUUUGGGCUGGUGAAAACAAUAAAGAACCCCUGUAUUUUCAGUACCUGAAGAACAGGGUAGCUCCAGGCGUGAGCGGCCACAAAAAUGAGGGGAACGGCCUCCUCUCAGCCUCCUGCAUCCCUCUCACACGCACUUUACUACCCGCUCGUUCCCAGCCUCCUGGCACCACUGUAGUCUUCCUUCGCUCAGGGUAAGGGCAGUGCCUGCUGGGCCUGCGGGCACCCCCGAGUCUCUCCCCUUCCCCACCCAGGAGCCUUCACAUGCUGUGUGUAAAGCCCUGGCCGGCGUGGUUCCAUCUGGAGCAGGUUGGCAGGGGUGCUGGGACGCAGGCCUCUGAGGGACCUGCAGAAGACCGGGGGCCUGUCCUUGGCCUCCAAAGAGGCCGUUUCCGGAGACGUGCCUGCCAGCAGGGGCUGGCACGGGGCCCAUCUGGAGCGUGGGGUCCCUACGGACCCUGGUUGCCUCAUCACACGUGGGCUCUCCUUUACCCAAAGGGGUGCCCUUGUCUUCCUCCAGAAAAGAAAGCAGGGACAAAUGGUGGAGGGAUCCAAAGUCUCACUGUUGGGCUCACAGCCAGAAUAAUGGUCUAGAAUAUUUUUUAAAAUGGAAGCUCUUACCCUUUUUUAUAUCAUUACUCUGGGUUUUCUCGCCUAAGAGAUUGUGCUGUUUGUUUUGGGUUUAUUCAGCCACAUGGGUGACCAGCUCAGCCCUUGCGAGGGGCGGGGGGGUGGGGGGUGGGGAAGGAAAGCCUUCUUCCACCUCGGCCGCCAUUAACACCAUCCUGGGGAUCACAAGCCCAGACUUGCCUGCCUGGUAGGAAAGAAAGUUUGGAUAAAUGGGAAGUUAGUGUAAGCACUCUCCAUCCACACCCCCCCACACAUCAUUGGCUUUGCCCAGGCCUCCCAUUCAUCUUGCACUUCUCUGAAGCAGUUGCUCAGCCAUCAGCCAGGUGCUGAUGUUUCUAGGGCUUCCAGGCUUUGUGGAUUAGGGAUUCCACAGCUGCCUCAAGGUGGAGCCUGGCGGAAAAACAAGGGUGGUGGCAGGUGGCAGGCUGUUAGUCAGGAGGCUGCCAAAAGAGCCUAGAGUGGGUGGGAGAAACUGCCCAGGGCCUGGCUUUCCAGGGCUCACAUCUAGGGGAGUCCAGCAGAGGGCUUGUCCAGGAGAAUGGCCCACACCAAAGGACUAAAAGUGUCUUUUUGCACACAUGAGCUGACUCAGUGCAGGUUUUAUAUCCUGGUGACUUGCUGUCACAGGCCAGCGACUUUCAAGGGCCAGUAUGUGGUGAAAAUCACUUAAGAUUUCCGUCCCUUUCAAUGCCUUAGUUUUGCAGAUAGGCUCUCUGUUUUGCCAUUUCUGAAUUUUGUGUGCUGUGUUCCUGUUUCACUGGUGUGAACUGUGAAAUGGGCUGAGUCCUAGCCACUUUGCAAGUUCUUUUGGCUUUGCAAGGCAUUUCAUUGUGCAUUCUACUAACACUCCAUUUGCAAAUAGAACUUAAGCUCAUGUUGUCUUCCCCAUUCAUCCUUUCCUCCUCCUCCGCCUCUCCCCUUUCCCCCCAGCUUUCAAGUUCUGUGGAGAAGCCUGAUGGCAAGACAAAGGUAGACUUUUCCUGCUUCUUUAGUGCUGGCAUAGGGAUCCACAGGCACUCAGCCUCUCCCCUCCUAGUUUUGCCUGAGCUCUCAAAGCACCUGCGCGCCACACAGCAGUGUCUCUUCCACUCGCAGGGAACAUUGUCACAUAGGGAAUGGGAUAUGCUGCAAACACUUCUACAUCCUUGCCUUUCUUUCCUCCUCACAGAGAAUAAAGGACCCAGAAGGGAAGUGGUACACAGGCUUUAUAACUUAAUUCCAGAUGUGCUUGCUGAGGACAGUGAUUCUGGGGGCUUCUCUCGGGGCUGCUGCUGGGGUCCCUGGCUCUCAGCAGAAGGCCAGUCAUUACCGGUGCCCACGGAGGGGCUGGAAGAGAUUUUGCUUGGCAGAAGCAUGGACCGAGUGGUAGAGUAGCUGGUUCCCUGGACAGGGAAAGGCAGCAGGCUCAGCUUUGCUGGGAAGCAGCUCCUCUCAGUCUCCAGUUGAAAACCUAAUCAAAUUUUUGAAUGCAAAUCUCCAGGUUGAGGCUUCUGUCGGCAGCAGAGCUAGCUGGAGGGCAUGUAGGGGCCAAGCACUCAGAUUGCCAGGCAGGAGGAGAGAUGGACGCGGGUUGCAUGGCAGCCCACCACACCCUGCCCUGGCUUCUUAUCACACCACUAUGGAAUCCUUUGCAGAAUGGUACUCCUAUAUAAUGGUUUCAAAUGACACGUGCAUCAUUGACUGUGCAGGAUGUCACUCAAUCAGUUUGGGUUUGCUUUAUUUUAUUUUAUAUAUAUAUUUUUUGGUAUCCUGUACAUUGCAGUGGGUGUGAAGAUAGUAUUUUAAUAUUUGUACAAAGUUUAAUUUAAUUUUAAUUGUUCUAUGUAUAUAACUGCAUUUCUAAAUAAUAAUUAAAAAAAGGUUCU